CGACUGUCUUCGCUUCGUACCAUCACAAAAUGGCUGGUAAACUAGCUAUCAUCGGUGCCAGUGGCAAAUUGGGGUUCGCAACUUUGAAUGCUCUCCUGGACCACAAGCUCAUUUCGCCCGAGAACAUUGUCUGCACAACUUCAUCAGACGAAGGUGCCAGGAGACUUGAACCAGCACGCAAGCAAGGAGUCGAGAUCAGAUCCGCCAACUGGGAAGACCACAAAUCAUGGGACGAAGCACUUCAAGGAUGCGAAAAGGUUUUCCUGAUCUCCUCUGCUCGAAUCGAAAAAGACUUCAAUGAUGCGCCGCAUGGAGAAGGCCGGGAAGCAGACCAUUUCCCAGCAAUCGAAGCUGCUCGUCAAACCGGAGUCAAGCACGUCUAUUACACCAGUUUAGCAUUCGCGAACCCAAGUUUGAGCCGGGUCAUGAAAGCACACGAGCGAACCGAGGAGUAUUUGAAGCAAAGCGGGUUGAAGUACACCCUGAUCCGCGAAGGACUGUACAACGAGAGCUGGCCGCUCUACUUUGGACACUAUGACGUGAAGAACGAUCAGAGAACAGAAGUUGUCGUAGGCGGCGAUAGCAAGAUCAGCUGGACUUCCAUUCCGGAUCUUGGACUAGCCAACGCAAUCAUCUUGUCCGAUCCGAGCGAGACGUGGGAAGGCAAGACCUUCUACCUUUCGCAAAGGAAAGCACAUUCGCUCGAAGAGGUUGCUGCGAUGGUAUCGAAGGCAAAGAGCAACCAAGUCAGCCUCAAAGUGGUGUCGAGAGAAGAGCACGAGAAGCACCACGUGGAGGAGCGAGGAAUGCCAGAGCCGUUCAUCAAGUGGUGGAGUAAGACGUACGAUGCUCUUCGAGAGAAGGAGUGUGAGAUUAAUGAUCCCACUUUGGAGACGUUGCUUGAGACCAAGGGUGUCAAACCGAAGCAGAUGGAGGAGACAGUGGAAGAAGCUUUCCACUCUUGA
Cercospora beticola is the source of this 965-nucleotide messenger RNA. RefSeq lists its product as uncharacterized. The record is from RefSeq and is a predicted model, not a curated record. Lineage: Eukaryota; Fungi; Ascomycota; Dothideomycetes; Mycosphaerellales; Mycosphaerellaceae.